UGAUCUGCACGUGGAGCUGGCGGGAAGGGGACAUAGCGAUUGCGAGGGCUGCGGAGCGCUGCGCCGGCUGCGCUGUUUCCUGCUUCGCUGUUGAGUUCAGGAGGCCUCUCUGACUUAGCCUCUUCCAACCCUUGCAGGGAUAGGACUCCCAGGAUCUAGUUCCGCGCGGCUUGCAGCGGGUGGGCGCUGUUGUGAGUUUGGGAGCUGUGGUUCUCCGGGCGGUGGGUGCUGCGUUGACGGCUACUUGUAAAAACAGACUGGGCAGCUUUGGAAAGACUCAGCUUUUCUGGCCCCCUCGAGCUCGUGCGACUCCCUUUGCCCUGAAUGUUUGCCUGCUCGCUCGGGCCUCGGCGGAAGCCCCCCUCUUGACGCCUCGUAAGCCAAUAUCAAUAGCUAAGCUACGAUGGCUGUUACAGUUUUCAGAUCUUUCCAAGUAUAUGCUUCUAAUGUACAAGCACGCCGACAAUUGCUAACUGGAAGCAGAGCCUUGAACCAUUUUUGUCAGAAAAUGAGGCAGUUCGCUGUCUGCUACUUUGACUCUUCUAUAUUGAAAAACCAAAGAGAUUUCCAGUGCACUUCUUGUAGAAAUUACUAUAUGAAACUAGAAAAUCAUAUUAGCUCUGUUGUGGAAACAAUGCAACAUCUUGGAGAGGCCAAUAACAAUUUAAAAUCUAAUAGCAAGUCAGUGGAUGAACAGAUAUUUUUAAAGGAAUUGAACCAAUGGUCUUCAUGCAAGGACAUUUUCAAAUUUGUGAGUUCAUUGGAAAGUUUAUCUGACAUCAUGGUAGCAGCUAUCUUUCAGCGGCUGGGUGAGGUCCAGUUACAGGACAACUUAAUGAAAAGUCCUGAGGAACUGAUGGAAAGCUACAUCUUCAAAUCACUUUGCUUGCAGCUGGAACAAGAAUCUGCAAAUUUGUCUGACUUUGCUCUUGUAAAUUCUCUAAAUGGUUUGACAAAGUUGUGUGUGGAUCCUUGUAGUACCCUGAUGGUUCGUUUGGUGUCAGAGAGCCAGGAACGUCUUGAUAAGGGCCAGAUGAGUAUAAAAAAUUUAUGCAUUCUUGGAGAAGGUUUAUUUAACCUUGGAGGACCAGAACAUACUAUGCUGGAACAAGUUAUGAAUCAAAUUCAAAGUACAAAUCUUGAGGACUGGAAUGUUGAAGAAAUGGUCCUGGUAUACAGAACUCUGCAGAUAGGUAUAGGUAGGACAGGGAAAUUCCAGAACCUGUUGAACAAAAUGAACAGUUUUGCAGAGUCAGAAGAUUACCAGUUCACUCCCAGACAGACAAGUACAGUGUUAAAUGCUCUGGUUGUUCUUGAUGAAACCCAAGUCAAUAACUUGAUAAUAAGACUUUGUAAGCAUGCAUCAUGUUAUAUCCCAUACUUCACAGAUGAUGAAAUGAUAAAUGUGUUGGAAGCAUUCAUUCAUUUUAGAUGCUCUGACCAGUGUUUCACAGAAGCGCUAGAAAGACAUGUUAUCAAGUUUGCCUUUGUGAUGCAUCCCAACACAAUUUCCAAAGUCAUGCAGUACUGCAGCAGGCUAUGUAUUCUUUCCAAACCCAUAUUCAAUGCAGUGGCAGAAACUUUUGUCUAUAAUGCUGACAAUUUCACCAUUUCUCAGAUUGUUGAGCAGGUUGUUCCAUUUGGGAAGCUCAACUAUUUGCCCCCAUGUGCCCCAUCUUUUUUCCGACAGGUUGAAAGGCUUGUUAGGAUGCGACUUUCUGAGUUUGAGCCUCAUGUGCUUCUGAACCUUCUUCAUUCAUGCAUUCUUGUUAAAUGCUAUCCACUAAAUUUUAUGGAAAAACUGUUCAGUCCCUAUUUUCUGCAGCAGUUGCAAGCUGAAAGUCCCAGCUUGAAGAUUUUUUCUCAAUUGACACAGCUAUUUUUAACCGUUCAACUGGAGUGUCCAUACUAUAAGAAUCCCGGGCUCCAUCUAAAUUACCAAGUCAAGUCCUUUCAUACCAGAUGUGAGUCAUUAGAAUCCAAGGUAGAUCUUCAUCUUUUCAGCAAAGUGAAGAUUGGCAUGAUUGACCUCUUGGGGGACCAAAAAUAUUUUGCCUGUAAUGUUCUGACUCCAUAUCACUACACCAUAGAUAUUGAGAUUAAACUCAAUGAAGAAGGAUUUGUACUACCAGUCAAUGCACAAGAUGAGGUAUAUGAAAGAAUAGCUCUGUGCAUUGAUGAUGAAAAGAGAUUUUGUGCCAAUAGCCACAAUCUUCUUGGAAAAGAAUCCAUUAAGCAAAGACAUCUGAAGCUCAUUGGUUAUGUGGUUGUACAGAUCCCAUUUUUUGAGUUUAACCCACUGAACAACAAAAAUGAUGUACUGGAUUACCUACACAAGAAAGUAUUUCCUAAUUUUUAUAGUUUCCAUGAGUAAUAAAGCUGAAUCCAAAUGAAGCUGAAAUAUAUGUGAAGGCUAUUGUUGAUUUUGCAUUUGGGAAAGAUUAAAAAUAAAUCCAGUGUUUAUCCUA
Molecule: messenger RNA, 2468 nt
Organism: Python bivittatus (Burmese python)
Lineage: Eukaryota; Metazoa; Chordata; Lepidosauria; Squamata; Pythonidae
Gene: FASTKD3
Product: FASTK mitochondrial RNA regulator 3
Biological process (GO): regulation of mitochondrial mRNA stability; mitochondrial RNA processing
Cellular component (GO): mitochondrial matrix; ribonucleoprotein granule
Molecular function (GO): RNA binding
Source: RefSeq, a predicted model, not a curated record